Ornithorhynchus anatinus (platypus) is the source of this 3995-nucleotide messenger RNA. It is a transcript of the gene ZNF592, whose product is annotated as zinc finger protein 592. The record is from RefSeq and is a predicted model, not a curated record. Lineage: Eukaryota; Metazoa; Chordata; Mammalia; Monotremata; Ornithorhynchidae.
GGACCCCCGCCCGACCCCGCCCGACCCCGGUGGUGUGCCUAAACCAGACUAUGUGCCCACAGAGAAGCUCUCGCUCCAUCUUCAGCCCCCCUCGCACAGCGAUGCUCACCGCCCCCUUUCAGCUCCGGGAACUUCACUAAGCCGUCGCCCAGCGCCCAGUCAUGGGGGACAUGAAGACCCCGGAUUUCGACGACCUCCUGGCAGCCUUCGACAUCCCCGACCCGACCAGCCUGGAUGCCAAGGAGGCCCUCCAGCCGCCCAGCGAGGAGAGCGAGAGCCCCCUGAAGCCGGCAGGGAUGGGCAUGGACGAGGGCCUGCCCCUGGCCCCCGCCGGCCCGGCCCCGGACGUCCCCGCCGUCAGCGUCAUCGUGAAGAACACCAGCCGCCAGGAGUCGUUCGAGGCCGAGAAGGAGCCCCACCCCGUCCUCCUGCACAACGGCUUCCGGGGACCCGACCUGGGCCCGGAGCCCCCCGGCCCGGGCCCCCACUUCGGCAAGUUUGACUCGCCCUUCGUGAACGGCGACAGCGCCCGGGGUUACCCCGGCGGCAAGGCCGAGCCGCCCAAGGCGGAGCCCCUGCCCACCUUCAGCCAGUUCAGCCCCAUCUCCAGCCCCGAGCCCGAGGAUGCCCUCCAGGACCCCGGCGCCGGGGAGAAGCAGAGGCCUGCCGAGAGCCCCUUCUUCCCCGCCCCGCCCGGCCUGGCCCCUCCCGGGACGGCGGUCCUGGAGGCCCUCGGGAAGCUGCCCGAGCUCAGCAUGUUCGACCACUACUGCAAAAAGGAGCCCAGGUUCGAGCCGCAGCCGGGCGGGGCGGCCGAGCCGGGGCCGGACUCCGGCCGGGGCCCCGGGGAGGCCCACCGCUUCCCGGGCGAAGCCCUGGCCUUCCCCGGCCUCCCGGCCAACCACGUCGGGGACCCCUCGGGCCCCGGGCCCGAGCCGGGCCUCUGCUCCUCCGUGCCUCCGCGCCAGCGUCUCAAGCCGGCGCACUCCAAGUUGUCCUCGUGCGUGGCGGCCCUGGUGGCCCUGCAGGCCAAGAAGGCGGCCGCCGGCCUCGCCAAGGACGACGUGCCGGGGAUCGUCCCGGGGCCCCCGGAGCCCGCCCGGGAGGACGCCGCGGGAGGCAGCCCGGGGACCCCCCAGUCGCCCCAGAGCCCCUCGGAGGCCGGGAGGAGGGGCGGCAGGGCUCCCCCGGACAGCCCGCGCAGCGUCUGCAGCGACAGCAGCGCCCGGGGGUCCCCGCCCGCCAUCCCCAAGGUCAGGAUCAAAACCAUCAAGACGUCGUCGGGGGAGAUCAAGAGGACGGUCACCCGCAUCCUGCCCGACCUGGACGACGCCGGCAAGUCGCCCGCGGGGUCGCCCGGGGCCGGGCCCGAGCAGGCCGCCGGCCGGACCUCCCCCGCCCGGAGCGAGCCCCCGGACGGAGAGGCCGGGAGCCCGGCCGGGGACGGGGACGGGCCCGGGGCGGCCCCGGGGCCGCGGUCCGCCCGGAGGCCGGGGGGCCCCCCGGCCCCGCCGCCGGGCGCGAGGCCGCAGCCGGGCCCGGCGACGCAGGCGUCCGCCCCGGCCCCCGCCAGCUUCCUGCCCAAAGCCGUGCACCUGGCCAACCUGAACCUGGUCCCGCACAGCGUGGCCGCCGCCUCCGUGGCCGCCAAGUCUUCGGGGCAGCGGCGCGGCCAGCCCCAGCCCCCGCAGAUGUCGGUGCCCCUGGUCCACCAGGUGAAGAGGGCCGCCCCGGUGGUCGUGGAGGCCUUCAACAGGGUCCUCCACGGCGCCAACCCCGUGCCCGUGUACGCCCCGAACCUCAGCCCCCCGCCCGACAGCCAGAUCCGCCUGCCGCCCAGCGGCUUCAGCUGCCCCGAGUGCGGCGACGCCUUCGCGCUGGAGCGGAGCCUGAGCCUGCACUACGGCCGGCGCAGCGUCCACAUCGAGGUGCUGUGCACGCAGUGCGCGCAGACCCUGCUCUUCUUCAACAAGUGCAGCCUGCUCAAGCACGCGCGCGACCACAAGAGCAAGGGGCUCGUCAUGCAGUGCUCCCAGCUGCUCAUGAAGCCCAUCGCCGCAGACCAAAUGUUCCCGCCGGCGGCCCCGCCCGCCCCGGCCCCGGCCCCCGCCUCCCCCAAGGGCGGCCCCGCCCCCGCCCCCUCCCCGCCCGCCAUGCCGCUCUUCUCGGACCCGCUGAGGCUCAUCCGCCACGGGAUCAAGUGUCUUGAAUGUAAAAAGCAGGUGCAGGACUGCGUAGCCCUGGCCGCUCACUACCAGAGGACGGCCGAAGACUCCGAGGGGCUGACCUGCCAGGUGUGCCAGAUGAUGCUGCCCAACCAGUGCAGCUUCUGCGCCCACCAGCGGAUCCACACCCACAAGUCCCCCUACUGCUGCCCCGAGUGCGGGGUGCUGUGCCGCUCCGCCUACUUCCAGACCCACGUCAAGGAGAACUGUCUGCACUAUGCCCGCAAAGUGGGCUUCAGGUGCAUCCACUGUGGCUCCGUCUUCACGUCCCUCGCCCUGCUGAAGGGGCACAUCCACGAGCGACACUGUCAGGUCUUCCACAAGUGCGCGUUCUGCCCCAUGGCCUUCAAGUCCGCCAGCAGCACGGCCGCCCACAGCGCCAGCCAGCACCCCAGCCAGCCGCACAAGGCCUCUCAGCUGAUCUACAAGUGCUCCUGCGAGACCGUCUUCAACAAGAAGAAACUAGUGCAGCAGCACUUCUACCAGAACCAGAGCAAGCUGCUGGUGGGCGUCUUCAAGUGCCCCGAGUGCCAGCUGGUCUACAUGCAGAAGCAGCUGCUCAUGCAGCACGUCAAGAGCGUGCACGGCGUCCCGCGCAACGUGGACGAGCUGUCGGGCCUCCAGUCGCGGCCGAGACGCCCCCGGCCCCAGGAGCCGCCCGCCGCCGGCCCUGCCCGUCAGGGACGGCCCCCGCCGAGCGUGGCGCGGAGGUCCGGCACGGGGCAGAGGCCCCGGCCCAGGAGGAAGAGCGUGGGCUGGACCUGCCGGGAGUGCCGGGAGUGGCUCCCUGAUCGGGAGAGCUACGUGUCCCACGUGAAGAAGAGCCACGGCCGGGUCCUGAAGCGUUACCCGUGCCGUGAAUGCGAGCUCUCCUUCCACACCUCCGUCACCCUGCGCAGACACGUCCGCAACAACCACGACACAGCCAAGAAGGUCUACACCUGCUGGUACUGCCCCGAGGAGCGGCCCACCUUCCCCCAGCUUCCCCUGCUGGAGAGCCACAUCAGCCUUAUGCACGCAUCAAGAGCCCCGACUGGAGCCAGGCGUCCAAGGCCGCGGCUCCGGAGAGGGGACCCUGCCCAGAUGAGAGGUCUGAAGAGAGCAGCCGGCGCGGGCGGGGAAGGCCCGGGCCCGACCAACGGAGAGGCCAGCCCCGCCCCCAAAAGACUCCAGGCCCUCUUCCAGUGUGCGAAGUGCAGCUUCGCCACGGACUCGGGGCCCGAGUUCCAGGCCCACAUACCUCAGCACCGGACGGGCAGCUCCGCGGCCCAGUCGCUCUGCGGCCUCUGCUACACGUCGGCCGGCUCCCUCAACCGGCACCUCUUCAUCGUGCACAAGGUGAGAGACCCGGCGGAAGAGCAGGAGGAAGAAGCGGAGGAGGAGGGGCGGGGGCAGAAGAGGAGGAAGAAGAGGAGCCGGCCGGAUCUCUCAUUCCGCCUCGGCCCCGGCCGGGGCCGAGCCGAGCCCUCCCGGGAGCCUGCGCUGUCGCCUCCCCGCUCUGAGACCUGCCUCGCUCCCCUCAUCGCAUUCCUCUUCCGGGCGCCGCCGGGGCUGCUAGCCGCCGCCUGCCCCGAAGCCUCCGGCCUCCCCCCUCAGAACUUUCUCCCUCUCAAGUGGUUCUCCGGCCUGCUCCAUCUGAUAGGGAUAGAAGAGGCUCGGGAAGUGGGGCCGGGAAUCGGGCGGAAACCGCUCUUUGCUGUACCCGUCGCCGUUCUCCGGUUAGAGAUUCAGGCGGUGCUUCAGGCUUGUGACCCAAACGGCAACUUCUGA